Messenger RNA from Benincasa hispida (wax gourd), 381 nucleotides. RefSeq lists its product as uncharacterized. The record is from RefSeq and is a predicted model, not a curated record. Lineage: Eukaryota; Viridiplantae; Streptophyta; Magnoliopsida; Cucurbitales; Cucurbitaceae.
AUGUCACUCCCAAUUGAACAACAAUCGCCGCCGGCGGCGGAAAUGCAGCAAAAUUAUGGCGGCCAUCCGGGCAGCGGCUCUGUUGGUCCGGUUAUCGGAGUCCUCGUCGUCAUCAUUGUGUUCGCCGUGGUCGCCGUCGUGGUCGGGCGGCUGUGCUCAGGAAGGAGCAUAAUGGGUUACGGCCAUUUCGACUUGGAGAGCUGGGCGGAGACAAAAUGCUCCUCUUGCAUCGACGGAAGGAUCAGCCCACCACCGCCGAGGGUUGAUGGUUGCGCCGCCGCCGCCUCUCUUCCCGCGGGGACAAUGGCGGCCCGACCCCAGCAAGAAACCAAGCAAGAACAAGAAGAACCAGCUUCUCAAAAUCCACCUGCCAACGCUUGA